This is a messenger RNA of Dothidotthia symphoricarpi CBS 119687, 3152 nucleotides long. Its product is annotated as sodium/calcium exchanger protein-like protein. NCBI's taxonomy places the organism in Eukaryota, Fungi, Ascomycota, Dothideomycetes, Pleosporales, Dothidotthiaceae. Gene Ontology annotation, biological process: transmembrane transport; intracellular calcium ion homeostasis; monoatomic cation transport. The transcript has 5 exons. Gene Ontology annotation, cellular component: membrane. The record is from RefSeq and is a predicted model, not a curated record. Gene Ontology annotation, molecular function: monoatomic cation transmembrane transporter activity. The coding region runs from base 8 to 3049 and encodes 1013 amino acids.
CGUGUCCAUGCUGCCGCUCCGCCGCUCCCUCGACGUGCACCUGUCCCGCCAAUCCCGCCUGCACAGGCCCGACGAUGCCAUGAACCCGCGCACCUUCCUCGACACAGUGCACACAUGGCGCCGCCCACGCUACUCGGCGCGCCCCUUCGCCCUCACCCUGCUCGCCGUCUCGCUCAUCGCCCUGCUCGCCUGGGCUAAGGACGCCCGCGCGCCCCAGCAUGGCAGCCCCGGCCUGCUCGCGCGCGACCUGGCCAUCGUCGACGAAGAGUGCCGCCUCGUCCACCACGCCGUCGACAAGUGCGCCUUUGUGCGCGCAAACUGCCCCGACGAGGAGGCCGGCGUCGUCUCGUACCUCUCCUUCUACUACUGCCGCCUGCCCCAUGCAAAGCCCGUCGCCUUCACCGUCCUGGCCCUCUGGCUCGGCGUCCUCUUCAGCACCAUCGGCAUUGCCGCCAGCGACUUCUUCUGCGUCAACCUCAACACCAUCUCGGGCAUGCUGGGCAUGAGCGAGAGCCUGGCCGGCGUGACCCUGCUGGCCCUGGGCAACGGCAGUCCCGACGUCUUCUCCACCUUUGCCGCCUUCCGCACCCACGCCGCGAGUCUGGCCAUUGGCGAGCUCAUUGGCGCCGCCAGCUUCAUUACCGCCGUCGUCGCCGGCUCCAUGGCCCUGAUCCGCCCCUUCAACGUCGCCCGCAGGAGCUUCGUCCGCGAUGUGGGCUUCUUCAUCGUCGCCGCUGCCUUCAGCAUGGGCUUCAUCGCCGACGGCGAGCUGCACCUCUGGGAGUCCGUCACCAUGGUCGCCUUCUACCUCUUCUACGUCGUAUUUGUCGUGGCAUGGCAUUGGUGGCUCAAUCAGCGACGCGCGCGGAGGCUCAAAACGGCUGCCAUGAGAAGCCAGUAUGUCAUGCCUGGUGGGGACGAGGAAGAUGUUCCGCAGUAUCACGACGACGAGGAAACACCUGCAACACCGGGUGCCAGAACACCCGUGCGCGGCAUGUCCGAACAUGAUUUUUUGGCCCUGGAGCGCGCAGGCACUUCCCCCUUGGACGCAGAUGAAAACGAAGAGGACCUCGAGCGCUGGAUGGGCGAGAUGACCAACAACAUGCGCGUUAGCAGGCCCCCCAUCGGACUGCGACGUAGCACUUACACGCCCAUCCGUCCCAGUCUCGUUGGCGCAUUGGAGUUCAGAGCCGUGCUCUCCUCCUUGCAGAAGUCGAGGAACAUUCAGUCAAUGCCCAUCAACUUGCGACGCUACUCGGAUGACCCAACCUACACGACCGUCCAGCAACAGGACCUUAUCUCUACCGCCUCUGAUCCUGCACCUCGACCCCCUUUUGCUGUGGCAUCCACAGCUCCCGACACCGAACCGCGCCUUGUUCGUCCUGGACGAGACAUUCAGCACAACAUGGGACAUCGCAUACGGGCCGUAUCUACUAACGACCUUGACAGCAUUCGUCUCGAUCCGAGUUCAUUGCACUCAGUACCUCAUAUCACGUUUGGUCCAGCAACCCCUGAUGCACGGCGUAGACCAUAUGCGAACAACAUGCCUCCCCUGUCACCCACCAUCUCCCUCUCUCCUCCGCCCUCCCAGCACUCAUCCAGAGCACCGAGUCUACUACCACACAAACAUAGGCACCGUUCACCCGAUCGUUUGGCACCUCCUCAUAAAGAUAGCCAGGGCCUUUCACCGGUGCGUCAAGGGACGACAACCCCGAGUCCCCUUUCAUCCCCAAUUCUCGAACCUGGUCAGCACGCACAGCCUCCAAACCUCAAGUUGGCUGUUCAUGGCACUGCUUCUCCCCCGAUACCCUUCCCCGCCUACACCGACUAUCCAUUCUUGGCCGGGGACUCUUCAAGGCCACCAAGCCUACAUCUGCCUCCGCCUAGCGCAUCGCCUCAGUCCUCAUUUCACAAAGAUUCGUUUGGAGCACGUGAUGUGACCAAGACACCGAGAUGGUGGCCGUCCAACGUUUUUCCUCCACCGCAUAUCCUCUUGUCGACCCUGUUUCCUACCAUGACAAACUGGGCGGACAAGAGUUUUUGGGAUAAGUUGCUAGGCGUAGUCGCUGGACUCCCUGUGUUUCUUCUGACCAUCACUCUUCCCGUUGUCGAGCCGCAAAAGGACGAGGACGACGUUGAUGAUGGGUUACCUACAGAUUUCGGGCUUCCUCCGCCUUUGACCCCUGCCGUCGGGAGCCUAGACACACAACAUCGCAGUCCGUUAGCCAUGCUGGCUGCAGGCGGUUCUUUCGACUCGACCAAGGCCGGGAUACCACAAACACACCGGGGAUCCAUUAGUGCUGCGACAUCACCCAAUCAGCCACCUCAGGUAUUCAUUACUGCCGCAGACAACCUUCUCCAGUCCCCAGAACAACUCCCUACUGUCCCCUCCUCCUCGGAACCGAACGAAUGGAACCGUUGGCUUGUGAUUGUGCAAACUUUUACCGCACCUUGGUUCAUUGUCUUGGUCGUUUGGGUGAACUUCCAACCCGAAGACGUCCAUGCCCUUCUACGCCAUACACUAUACUCUCUCGUUGCAUCACUCUGCAUGCUAGCUUUCAUACUCGUCACGACUAGCCCGAACAGGCCGCCGCGCUGGCGGUCCCUGUUGUGCUUCCUCGGCUUCGUCGUCGCCAUUGCCUGGAUCAGCACCAUUGCCAAUGAAGUAGUCGGCGUUCUGCGUACUCUUGGCGUUGUUCUAAACAUGAGUGACGCCAUCCUCGGCCUCACCAUCUUUGCCGUAGGAAACUCGCUUGGUGAUCUGGUUGCUGACAUUACUGUUGCGCGGCUCGGCUUCCCGGUCAUGGCUCUUAGCGCUUGCAUCGGGUUAAGUGGGAGCUAUAUGAUUUUGACAAAAGGCGAGCAUCGGCACGAGAAACAUCCUCAUCAGCCAGUCAAGUUUCGCCCGUAUCACAUUGUGGUUAGCACGACGUUGAUAGUGAGUGGGGCCACGCUGCUUGUCACGCUUGCGGGCCUGCUCGUCGCGGUGAUUGGAUGGGGACUGGUUACGCUCUGGGUUGUGUUGGGAGUUGGGAAUGAUGUCAAGUAAAUGUGGAGUUGGCUGGCGUUGUUCAUACCCGAUUGCUUUUGUGUAUUGUGUUGCUCGACUUUAUCUACUUGUUUACCCUAGAAACACUUGAAAUCGAUUGUUU